Messenger RNA from Sitophilus oryzae (rice weevil), 853 nucleotides. RefSeq lists its product as uncharacterized. The record is from RefSeq and is a predicted model, not a curated record. NCBI's taxonomy places the organism in Eukaryota, Metazoa, Arthropoda, Insecta, Coleoptera, Curculionidae. The coding region runs from base 65 to 853 and encodes 262 amino acids. The transcript has a single exon.
CUGAGAAGCUAACACCAGAAAAUCGUCAAUUUCUCCAAUCUUUGGGGUUUAAAGUCUUACAAUAAUGGAUAUACUUAAUGUAACAGAAAAACUCUAUGUAGACAAUUCAAUAGUUAGUACUGAAUUACAUACAUAUCAGCCAUUGAUCUCUUCGAAAUUCGAUUAUAACGAUGAAAUACGAAUACCAAUUCAAGAACUUGAUGCUUAUACGCUACCUUCAGAAAGUCUUUUAUAUAUUGAGGGAGCUCUUUUAAAUAAUGAAGGCAAAUACACAAAAAAAUUAAAGUUUGUUAAUAACGGCAUUGCAUUUCUAUUUAGAGAAAUUCGCUUUGAACUUAACGGGGUUACUAUAGAUUCUGUAAGGAAUGUUGGGUUAGCUUCAACUUUAAAAGGAUACCUUUCUUUCAAUACCAAUGAGAGCAUUAAACUGCAGAAUGCUGGAUGGUUCCCAGACAGAAAAGAAGGUGAUAGAAUCUUGGUAGAUGACAAUGGAAAAUUUAAUGUAUCUAUACCCCUAAAAAUACUUCUUGGUUUCUUUGAAGAUUAUAAGAAAAUUAUUUUAAAUAUGAAACAAGAGUUGGUCUUAAUUAGGGCUAGUAAUGACUUAGAUGCCGUUUUCUUUAAAGAUGAUACAACCCCUCCAACAACUACUGUUGAAACGCCAAUGGUUUCAAUUGAUAAACUAUUUUGGAAAAUCCCUCAUAUUACAGUCGAUAUUCCUCAACAACUUGCUCUAACUAAGAUAUUAGAAUCAAACAAAGAACUUUUAAUUGGAUUUCGAAGUUGGGAAAUUAUUGAAUAUUCCUCAUUACCUGGAGACCACUCGUCACACAUGGCCAGUAAAAACCACUAG